Chlorella variabilis is the source of this 1298-nucleotide messenger RNA. RefSeq lists its product as hypothetical. The record is from RefSeq and is a predicted model, not a curated record. The coding region runs from base 75 to 1298 and encodes 407 amino acids. Gene Ontology annotation, molecular function: L-cystine transmembrane transporter activity. Gene Ontology annotation, biological process: L-cystine transport. Lineage: Eukaryota; Viridiplantae; Chlorophyta; Trebouxiophyceae; Chlorellales; Chlorellaceae. The transcript is spliced from 7 exons. Gene Ontology annotation, cellular component: vacuolar membrane.
GCAGCUGCCGCUCUUCGUCCCCUCCUCACAGCCGAGCCGUGCGUUCGGGCAGCAAACCCCCACGACCCCGCGCCAUGAGCAGCACCCCGCUGCUGGGCGCUGCCGACGCGGCGGCAGCCGCCGACGUGGAGGUGGCGGUCGAGGCCGAGGGCGACGCUGGCUUUGCCCGCUUUGAGGCGCGCUGCACCGUCUGCAUAGAGGAAUACGCGCCGUGUUGCAGCAUGCGGCGGCAGGCGUGGGAGGGCGGUUUUUGGCUGGGCACGCCCGUCGUGCUGGGUGUGCUGCUGGGUGCGCUGCUGCCCACCAGCCAGCAGUGCCCGGUGAUGCCUGAGCCUCUGGACCGCGUGUCGAGCAUCAUCGGCUGGGUCUACUUUUGUGCCUGGUCCAUUUCUUUCUACCCCCAGGCCUACCUCAACUACCGCCGCAAGAGCGUGGUGGGGCUGUCGCUCGACUUCCAGCUCCUCAACCUGCUGGGCUUUGGGUGCUACGCCGUCUACAAUACCGCUCUGUUCUGGAAUCCUGGAGUACGCAAGGAGUAUGCCUGCCUGCACGGCGGCUCCUUGCCCGCCGUGCACGCCAACGACGUCUUCUUCGCGCUGCAUGCGUCAGUGGUGACCGCUCUGACGCUGAUCCAGUGCGCACUCUACCACCGGGGCGGCCAGCGCAUCUCCUGGCCCGCAGCGCUGGGUACGGGCGUGGCAGGGGCUGCAAUCACGGCCUAUCUGGCGGCAGUGAUUGGCGCGGCGACCCAGGGCGGUGGCGGCGGCAUUGCCGGUGGCGCAUUCGCCGUCGCUGACGCGCCCGCCGUGCCGUGCGGCUCCACCCUCAGCUGGCUCUCCUUCCUCUACUUUCUUUCCUACAUCAAGCUGGCCGUCAGCCUGGUCAAGUACAUCCCGCAGGUGUGGCUGAACUACAGGCGGCAGUCCACUGUCGGCUGGAACAUACACAAUGUGCUGCUGGACUUUGGCGGCGGCCUGCUGUCGCUGGUGCAGCUGCUGAUGGAUGGAGCAUUGACUCACGACUGGACUGCGGUCACAGGCAACCCCGUCAAGUUUGGGCUGGGCUUUGCCAGCAUGCUGUUCGACCUCAUCUUCAUGGCACAGCACUGGCUGCUGUACCCAGCGGUCCCCGCCUGUUCGCUGUGGGAGGCGGCCGCGGCAGCGGCGGCACUGGACAAGGCCGCCUGCAAGGCAGGCGCGGCUGUUCCGGCUGGGGAUGAGGCGGCACCAGUGGCAGGGCUGGCGCAGGCCAGCGGCGGGCUGGCAGACUGGCAGCCGCUGCUGCUGCCGGAGGCGUGA